ACCAUUGAGUACUACCACAUUGUAAAUGCGAGACGAUUAGUACAUCCUUUAGUGUGCAAUUCAAAGAGCCCUGAAACUAAGAAAACAUUUGCUAAAACCGAUUGUAAGAAUGCAGUAAUAGUUGGUGGUACUGGCGCGAUUGGGCAGGCGACAGCUAACCUGCUAUUUUGUGCAAAGGUUGGAAAAAUCGCUUUAUUGGACACCGAUAUCUGUAAAGGAGAGAAAGCUGUUUCGGCUUUAAACUGCACUUUUGGAAAAAAUAAGGCCAUCUUUUUGAAAUGCAAUGUCACUGAUAAAAUGGAUAUUCAUGAUUCUCUUUUGAAAGCAAAAAGUGAACUUAAAUCAGUUGAUAUGGUAAUUAAUACUUUUGGAAUAUGGGAUGAAAAACAAUGGGAAUACGAAGUUAAUUUAAAUUUAAUGGGAACUCUUAACGUCAAUCAGCUAGCCGAGGAUGUCAUAACAAAACCCGGAAUGGUUCUAAAUGUGGUGGGUUUGUCUGGAACCGAACCCUUUAGUCCUUCACCGGUGUUGGCAGGGAGUUUUCAUGGUGUUAUAGGAUACACAAGGAGCAAAGGACACGAACAGAACUUUAUGCGUACAGGCAUAAGAGUCGUUGCUCUAUGUUCUGGAAUUACGGAGUCACCGUUUACGAAAGAUGUGAUUAAGAAGAUAUGCUGUCCACACAUGAGUAACGAUUUAAAGGCGUAUCUGGACGAGGCUUGCUGGCAAAAGCCAGAAGUUGUUGCUAAAGCAAUUGUAGAGGUAUAUAAGUGUGGUGACAGUGGCAGUGUAUGGAUUGUAGAAGGAUCUAGACUGUUUAGUCUGAAAAUACCCGAUCUGAAAGCUCAUCGUGUUUUGGAAAAUCAAUUUAUAUGAAUAUAUCCGGACAGUCCACUUAAGUAUUUUACCUAUACCUAUUAUAUAUUAAUUGGAAAUGUACCAUUAAAUACAUUUAGUUUCAUCUGUAGAAAAAGUUGAAAACCGAUCAGUAUUACUGUAAUAAAACUGACAUAAAU
Sitophilus oryzae (rice weevil) is the source of this 1016-nucleotide messenger RNA. Its product is annotated as alcohol dehydrogenase 1-like. Gene Ontology annotation, cellular component: cytoplasm. The transcript has 6 exons. Gene Ontology annotation, molecular function: oxidoreductase activity, acting on the CH-OH group of donors, NAD or NADP as acceptor. The record is from RefSeq and is a predicted model, not a curated record. Bases 298 to 876 code for a protein of 192 amino acids. NCBI's taxonomy places the organism in Eukaryota, Metazoa, Arthropoda, Insecta, Coleoptera, Curculionidae.